This is a messenger RNA of Schistosoma turkestanicum, 362 nucleotides long. Lineage: Eukaryota; Metazoa; Platyhelminthes; Trematoda; Strigeidida; Schistosomatidae. The record is from the annotation of a GenBank genome assembly.
UUCGACAAUCAGCAUUUGUGAAUGCGAAUAAUGUUGCUUGAAGAUCUAAAUAAAGGAUUACAGGUUCACGACAAAGAAAUGAAAUUGAAACAUAAAUACAAAAUGAUGAGUACAUAUUUCAAGUCAGUUAGGCUGAAUAUUUCAGACCGCACACAAUUUAUAGUGAAAGUGUUUUCAACCAAUAUUUUUCAAAUCUGUUUAUCAAUGUUGAUGACUGCAUUAGUUUUUACUAGUGAUUCAGUGCAUAAACGUUUGUUAGAGGAAUAUUGGGUUGUCAUCAUUUUAGGUGUUGUUUCGACGGUUGCAUUAAUUGUAGCAUUCGUUGUUCAGCGAUUUCCAAAUUUGCGAUUCCUCACAGAUUU